UAGUCCGCGGGCGCAAGCGGCUGCACGCGCCGGCCGCGUAUACCGGGGGCGGCGGGGGCGGCGGCGGCAGUGCGUCUCCAGACAGCGCCUCAGCUCACACCGCCGCCACAGCGCCCCACUCGCCAGCGCCGCCGCCACACUCAACCCUCACCGCGGACGCCAUGGAGGACCUCCCGCCAGAGCAGAUCGCCGUGCUGAAGAAGUGCUUUGACGCCUUCGACCGUGAGAAGAAUGGCAGCAUCUCGACCAAUAUGGUGGAGGAGAUCCUACGCCUUAUGGGGCAGCCCUUCAACAAGAAGAUCCUGGCCGAGAUGAUAGAGGAAGUAGACGCAGACAAGUCCGGUCGCCUUGAGUUCGACGAGUUCGUGACGCUGGCGGCCAGGUUCAUCAUAGAGGAGGACGACGAGGUCAUGGAGAAGGAGCUCCGCGAGGCCUUCCGCCUCUACGACAAGCAAGGCAACGGCUACAUACCCACCACCUGCUUGCGGGAAAUCCUGCACGAGCUGGACGAGCAGCUGACGUCGGAGGAACUGGACAUCAUGAUCGAGGAGAUCGACUCCGACGGCUCGGGCACCGUCGACUUCGAUGAAUUCAUGGAGAUGAUGACCGGUUAAAUCUGCCACCGCUGUCCUGCCGAAUGCGUCCUGCUAAAAGACAUUCUUCCACUUUCAUGUUCAGUGCACUCAGUGAAACACUUAACAGUUUUUUACUCGCAUCACUCUAUGUCUGGACUUUAUUCUGUCAAAUAAUUGUAUCAAUAUUUCACUACUCACAAUAAAACGUUGUUAAAAUUAAA
Messenger RNA from Schistocerca gregaria, 796 nucleotides. Its product is annotated as troponin C, isoallergen Bla g 6.0301. The transcript has 6 exons. Gene Ontology annotation, molecular function: calcium ion binding; enzyme regulator activity. Lineage: Eukaryota; Metazoa; Arthropoda; Insecta; Orthoptera; Acrididae. The record is from RefSeq and is a predicted model, not a curated record. The coding region runs from base 162 to 614 and encodes 150 amino acids.